Drosophila yakuba is the source of this 1865-nucleotide messenger RNA. RefSeq names its product aprataxin-like protein. Bases 144 to 1553 code for a protein of 469 amino acids. Gene Ontology annotation, biological process: double-strand break repair; single strand break repair. Gene Ontology annotation, molecular function: single-strand break-containing DNA binding; double-stranded RNA binding; DNA 5'-adenosine monophosphate hydrolase activity. Gene Ontology annotation, cellular component: nucleus. The transcript is spliced from 2 exons. The record is from RefSeq and is a predicted model, not a curated record. Lineage: Eukaryota; Metazoa; Arthropoda; Insecta; Diptera; Drosophilidae.
AACUACCAGUGAGAACAAAAGAACCAGUUCCUCCCCAUAACAGAGCCGAGAAGUCAGCUGGGCUGAAUUCAGGCAGGCACAACUUAUAUUAAUUUGAUUUCGGGGAUUUCAACGAAUACAAAAUACAAAUCGAAUCUAUUAAAAUGGAGGUGGAUGAAUUGAAAUAUUUCCGAGAUGAGCUGAAGCGCAAGCUAAGUGAUAAGAGGAACUUUCUCAUCGAGAGUGAUCGGGCGGUGGUCAUUAAAGCAGAUUUUCCCAAAUCGCAAUACCACUUUCGGGUGGUGGCCAAGGAUGAGUUCAGGGAUAUAACUAAGUUAACCGAAGAGCAGCUGCCCUUGCUGGAUCACAUGAUGGAUCUAGCAAAUCAAAUAAUCGAGAAGCAGGAGCACCUGGAGUCGCGUAACUUUCGCAUAGGUUUCAAAGUCAACACCUUCUGGAAUCGUCUAAAUCUACAUGUUAUUUCUGACGACUUUUAUUCCAUGGCCAUGAAGCGUCCAAAGCACUGGAAUAGUUUUAAUACGGAGCUAUUUAUGCCUUUUCAAAUGGUGCACAUGAUGCUCAGUGUGCAGGGAUCCAUUGAACCCAUUCCGGAAGAGAGGCACAAAGAGUUGCAGGAUCAGAAGCCAUUACGUUGCAACCAGUGCGAUUUUGUUACCGAUCUGCUGCUGGACCUAAAGGCUCACCUGUAUCAGCACUGGAUGCGUAAGGAAGGCGAGCGUGAGCAGAAGAAAAAAAUGGAUAAAAUAAUGGAAAUGAUAAAUGAGACUAAGCUGGAUGAGGUGGCUAAACCGGAGCCGCUUCCUGAAAAGCCAGUUCAAGUUCAGCCAGUGGCUGAUAUUGCCCGAAAUCCCAAUAAAAUUCCAAGAAGCCUCUUAACGCCACAACAACAGCAGGGCAAGCAGCAGGCCCAAGGUGGUUACGUCAAGUACGUGUACAGACCUCCAGUCAACAUGAUGAAUCAGAACAAUCCCAACAAUCCAUUCCGGAACACUCCGUCUCUUAAUAUACAAUCUCUGAAUCCGCGUCAACCCAAUAACUUUAAUUAUAGACACCCUGGUUUUGGGCCUCGUGGACCUAUGCCACUUCAAGGUCCAAGGGCUUCUUGGAGUGGUCCGCGCUUUCAGCCUAAUCAACAUCAGAACCGAUUCCGUUUUCCGAGAUCCAACGCGCCGCGUCAACCUAAUCGAAUGGCCCAGCCUGGCCCUCAGCAAUUUCCAAAAAAUGCACCGACAAGUGGUCAAGCUGGACCGCCAGGUCAGCAACAGGGAGUUAGACCAAAAUGGAAUCCAACACAUGCCUCCGAUUCUCAGCAUCCAAAUCAGAAAUCUAAGCCCCAAAACCGCCCGAAUGCCUUUCAUGCCAAGCAACAAUCUGAGAAUCAACAGACUAUCCAGCAUCCAAAUCAAAACAAGAAUCCCAAUCAAGUUAAAAGCCAAACACCUAAUAACCCACAAAAUCGAAAGAAGCCGUAUCAACAGAAAAAUCGGCAGCAAUCCGCGGGCAAUCAUCAGAAUCAAGGUGCUAAUAAUCCCGCACCUUCAACCUUCAAUUAAUUCCAACCAAGCUUAGGAUCAUUUAUCAUCCUAUUGAUACAAUUCCCACUACCGAACAGCAGUUGGUAAACUACCAGAAAGACUUUAGAUUCGGAAAAAACGAUCCCAAAUUGAUUUUUUGUAGGGAAUCAUGACUUUGGAUUUAAAAACUAACUCUUUCCUAGUAAAUGUGAAACAUUAAAAAAAACGGAAUCAAUUUAUACAUAUGUACAUAUAUGCAUUGCCAAACUAUAAAACUAUUUUUGUAAUCCUUGCAUAUGUCUGUUAAAAUAAAUUCGUAUUGAAACGCCAAAAAUCUGAUAUCUGAUUUAA